GCAGUAAGGAGCCUCAAAGGACAAGAGAGAGGAGACAAUUCCUUGUCAGCUGCACUGGUCUACGUAGAGGGCUGUCCUGUCACGUCACCUACUAGCAGUUCAUUUGAUGGUAACAUCUCUGUAUUGAUGUGUUGGUGUACUGUACAUGACCAAUGAGAAGGAAGUUACAAAGAAUCUGAAAAUUUCAAGUUUUGCUGCUGGUUCACUGUCACCAUCAUGUUGAAAAAACAUUACCGUCACCAAAUGGGAGGCUUUGCUUUGACCACAGUGGCCUGGCUGCUUUGCUGCAUCUCCAUGGGGCUUCCUCAGUGGAGAGUGUGGUACUAUGAAGAUCCGAAGAUUUUCAAGCCUACAGUGGCCUUUGUGGGCAUAUGGAGAGCCUGUGUUGUCCACAGUGGCAACAACACCAAGGAAAUCAGAAUAUGUCACCAAUAUAACUACCGUGACAACUUCCUUCCUUUAUAUAUUCGAAUAAAUCAGCACCUGCUGCUGAUGUCUAGCUUUUUAGGCCUCUUUGGGAAAAUCACCACCAUUAUUGCUCUUUGGAAAGUCUGUAUGGGAAGAGAAUGGAGGAAUGCCAUCUGCAAUCCAUUCAGCCUUUCAGGGAUUCUGAACAUCAUUGCUAGCAGUUUUCUUUAUCUUGCUGUUUUGUUCAAUUACAUAUCCAUCAUGCGCAAAUGGGGGAUUGCCUUUCCACCAUCUUUCCACAUGCCUUCUCACCCCGACACUCAGAAGAUUGGUAGUGCCAUGGUUCUGGCAAUUACAGCUGCAGUUUUCUUUCUAAUAAGUGGCAUAAUUUGUCUUUCUUCAAAUUUAGCCAUAGGCAAGACACCCCGUUCCAAAAAUUAAAAGUAAAUUGCUACCUUAUACUGCGUUGAAAAUCAAGCAAAGCUAGCAAGCAUUUGUCAUUGUGUCUACAUAAAUUUUCAAAGAACUCAAAAUGAUGCCAAAGGUGGCCAGCAACAAAAAAAUGGUCAAAUUGGCCCUCUCUUAUCUUUUUGUCUUCUUUUUUGUUUCCUUAAUUCAUUAUAUGGA
Messenger RNA from Mesocricetus auratus (golden hamster), 1035 nucleotides. Its product is annotated as claudin-34-like. Gene Ontology annotation, cellular component: plasma membrane; bicellular tight junction. Lineage: Eukaryota; Metazoa; Chordata; Mammalia; Rodentia; Cricetidae. The record is from RefSeq and is a predicted model, not a curated record. Gene Ontology annotation, biological process: cell adhesion; bicellular tight junction assembly. The transcript has 3 exons. Bases 217 to 849 code for a protein of 210 amino acids. Gene Ontology annotation, molecular function: structural molecule activity.